AUGUGCCUAGGCCAAGAUAUCACGAACAUAGAGGACAUCCAAACUCUGAGCGAGUUGCCGCUGGAGAAGCUGCUGUCCCUCAAAAAAGUUUUUCGGCCAGACGAGAGUCAGGAUGAGACCAUACCCGAUGCCAUUGAGAAGAAAAACAGCGCCAGUUCUCCCGAAGCUCUAGCUUUGCAGAAUCAGAAGCCAAUGACAGAUCGUGGAGGAAAUUACCAGUACCACUACGAAGAAGAAUACCACCCCAAAGAGGGGAAAAACAAAAUACAAAGCAUAUUCCAAAUCUCCGUGACAGCCCUGGCGUUUCUAGCAUUCGGUGGUUAUCUUCUGUGUCUCUUAAUCCAUGCCAUCAACAGCAAACAACAUUACUAUAGCAAUCAGAAUGCAACAACAGCUCAAAAUGUAGCCGCGAUAAUCGCUAAUAGAUUGAAGAGGAAAAACGUACGACCACGAAUUCGAAAAAGACCUAACAGUAACGCAGGCAUUAAUAGCAAUAUCAACACGAAUUUCAAUCGUUAUAGAAGGGAUGGGCAGCACAAUAGAACAAGAAGAGGAGCUGCUGAUGACAGUGUGACGGACAAAAUGUAUGAUGCUCUGAUAAAUUUAGCAGAAGGUUUCACCAAUUAUCAUACCGUUGAUUAUGUUCAUCUCAAUCGUUCUGGAAUCUACAACAUCGAUAGGACUCGCUUUUUAUGAACACCUAUAUUCCAUAAAGCAAAAGCAUGCAAAAGUAUCUUUCUGCCUCUCAAGGCUCAAGUCAAUCACAGAAAGCGUUACGCUAAUGAAAAAAUCUUGUGAAAUCCCAUAUCUUCACGUUGGUGAUUGAUGACCAAAUUAAAAACCUGUGAAAUAACAUAAUGAAUAUAGCCACUUCCCUAACUAUUUCACAUAAUUCGUGGGGUUAAUAUAUGAUUUCAUAACUAUCUGUAAUUUCACAAAGCGCGUUCUGUGAUUUUGAGAUGUGCAAUCACAUUAAAC
Phaedon cochleariae (mustard beetle) is the source of this 978-nucleotide messenger RNA. The record is from the annotation of a GenBank genome assembly. Lineage: Eukaryota; Metazoa; Arthropoda; Insecta; Coleoptera; Chrysomelidae.